Molecule: messenger RNA, 516 nt
Organism: Kuraishia capsulata CBS 1993
Lineage: Eukaryota; Fungi; Ascomycota; Pichiomycetes; Pichiales; Pichiaceae
Exons: 2
Coding region: 1-516 (171 amino acids)
Biological process (GO): late endosome to vacuole transport via multivesicular body sorting pathway; protein targeting to vacuole
Cellular component (GO): Vps55/Vps68 complex; fungal-type vacuole membrane
Source: RefSeq, a predicted model, not a curated record
AUGGACAACGGAAGACUGUUCAAGUUUUCGGCAUUUAAAUUGCCCAAUUCGGCGACGGUGAGGGCCGUCGGUGUGUAUCUGUCGGGUGCCCUAUAUGCUAUUGGAUUCUGGGUUAUGGUGGAUGCGGCCAUUUACUCUAAGUCAGUGAAUGCAUCCGUGGUCCACGUGACGUUCAUCGACUGGAUCCCUGCCAUCUGCUCUUCAUUUGGAAUGCUCAUAGUCAACUCAAUCGAGAAGUCCAGACUGCUCAGUAGCGAAGGUGGUUUCGGGUCCAGCUCGACAACGUGGCAGGCACGACUCGUUUUGUUUCUCGGCUUCUCUUUGUUGGCCAUUGGAAUCAGCGGCUCGUUUUUGGUGUUGAUUUUGAAGUUCCUGGUCAAAAAUUUCACCUCGUUCCCCACGGUGGGCAUGGGUGUCUCCAACGUGGUAAGCAACGCGUGCAUCAUGUUGAGUUGUAUCACGUUGUGGAUAGUCCAGAAUCUGGAGGAUGACUACAGUUACUCGCUGGCACUAUGA